AUGGCGACUCAAAGCCAAAGAGGGGUUGACGACGCUGAUGCUGCUUCCCCUGCUGCCGGCGCUAGUGGUGCGGGAGGUGCGGGAGGAGCGGGCGAGAUGGGGGAAGAGGAUUUCUUGAAUUCCUCGAUAGAGAGUGACUCAGUACUGCUGAGGAGAAUAUGGCAGAACGAGAAAGCGGCGCCGGAUAUUCUCCCGUACGAAACCGAGUUGGUGGAGCGGAUUAAAAUGAGGCUAGAAGAGCUGGAGGAGGUGUGUGAUGCGUUGAAGGGGGAUGGGCGCAAGGCCAUGGAGAGAGAGCUUCACAUGAUGGACGUCGACAGGACCAAGUAUCUGCUUAGAGCAUACCUCAGAUGCAGAAUACACAAGAUCGACCGCUUCUUUCUGCACUUUGCUGGCGAGGAGAGCUACCACAGCCGGCUGUCAGAAGGAGAGCAGCGGUACUGCGACAGGCAGGUAGAUCUGGUGCAGGCGCAUCUGGACAGGACUGCACUCACGCGCCUGCCACGCCGCUACCAGUCCAUCCUGAAACAGGCGGACUCGAGCGAAACCCCUGAUAUGAUUCCCACUCCCGACCUCGACACAUUUGUGUUCUGUGUGGCCACUCGCCUCCUGCCGUCUGUCCAGCUGGACCCAGAGCUUGAUGAUGUCAUCGGCAUGGCGCCUGGAGAACUCCACAUUCUGCGAUAUAGGCCGAUCCAAACAUUUGUACAGUCCGGUGAUAUAAUUCUUCUGCGGGCGGAGUAUCUGAAGGUGGCUUUAGAGGCUCUGUCUAAAGUCCAAGGCAUCAACGAGACGCUCCUCAUUGUCAGCCACGAUGGGUUUUUCCCUGCAGUGGACGCCCUCGUCCGCUCAAUCACCUUCUGCCCUGUCAAGCAGAUCUACUUCCCCCUCUCGCUGCACCUCCGCAACGGCUCUUUCCCCAACCGCUCCCCGUUAGACUGCCCUCCCAGCAGCAGCUUUAAAGGCCGCAGGGAUGGGCAGCAAGAGGAGGAGGGGCAGAGGAAGGGGCAAAUGAACGGGCAGGAGAAGGGGCAGGUGAAGGGGCAGGAAUUGGAGCAGAAGGAGGAGCAGGAAAAAGGGCAGGAGGGGGGGCAGAAGGAGGAGAGGAGCGAGGAGGGGGCGUGUUUUGGAGACAUGGACCAGAAUGGGCGAUACAGGGAUCCUCACUUCGUGGCUCUGAAGAACACGGUGUGGGACGGCCUUGCAGAAACUGAGUCCUUUACCGGCCACAUCCUCUUUAUUGAAGAGGACCAUCUGCUCUUCCCCAACGCGCUCGCUCACUUGCAUGCGCUCAUACGCGUGAAGAACACGCGGUGCCCCGAGUGUGUGGCAGUCACGCUCGCCCCUUCGAACGUGAAAUCCCGAGGGGAGAAUGGGCUGAGAGCGUUUGUGCGCGAGAGGAUGGGGAACGUGGGGUACGCUUUUAAUAGGACCGUGUGGGAGCAGAUUCACAAGUCCCACAAGUACUUGUGCUACUUUGACGACUACAACUGGGACGUGUCCCUUUCCGAAUCCAUCUUCCACUAUUGGCGCCACUCCUCCGCGCUCCGCUGGUCGGCUGCUUCUGCGCAUCACUUUGGCCGCUGCGGCCUGCACUCAGAAAAGCCAGAGCCGCCCGCCCACUAUCUUGUUCGAAAGAACAAGACUGAACCUGAGAUUGAGGAGCAGCAUGCCUCGGAUGGCCGGAAUGGGUCUUCAGCUGUGGAUCAGUGUUCUAAAGAAGGCUUGCAGCUGCCUAGACUGUUGCUGCAUGAUUUGCGGCCGGAUAUUGACAUGGAUGCACCAAUUAGAGCGUUCGAUUUCAAGGGUCCGGUUUUUGAACGCUCUAGUGAAGAGGAGGACCGUCGGGAAGAUAAGCGAGACCGGAAGAGAAGGAGCUUGAGCAAGCAGGACAAGCCUCGCAGCGAAAAGGAGGACAGGAAGGAUCGCGAGCAGAAGCGUCGUAAGCGGCGACGACGCGAAUCCAGCGACUCUAGCGACAGUAGCGACGACAGCGGAUCAGAAGCUUCAAGCAGUGGAUACAGCAGCGACGAGAGCGAGAUCAGCAGGAGGAAGAAACGACGAGAGAAAGAGGGGAAGCGUCGAAAUAGGAGUCGCUCGAACAGCAGCAGCGACAGCGAUGGGUCGGAGGACAGUGAUUCCAGUGAAGACGGCAGGAGUAAACGAAAGUCAAGAUCGUCCAAGUCAUCUAGCGGCAAGAAGAAGAGUAGCAGCCGUCGCGACCGUCGCCGAUCCAGCAGGGACAGGCGCUCUGACAAGAUGGGCAAAAGCAAAAAGCGAUCAUCAGACAAGAAAGGAUCCAAAUCCUCUGGUGAAGCAACACCGGGCCCAGUGCAGCUCUCACAGUUUCUUGGUCGCGAUGAUGGCUCCACACGCUACAGUGUCAUAUCAGGCAAGAAGAUUCGCAUGAAGGUGGACAAGACCAAGGACGACAAGGUAGCUGAAGCCAAUCGAUCUGAGCUCCUGCGCUUCCUUAAUUCAAGCUACGACUAG
This is a messenger RNA of Closterium sp. Yama58-4, 2493 nucleotides long. The record is from the annotation of a GenBank genome assembly. NCBI's taxonomy places the organism in Eukaryota, Viridiplantae, Streptophyta, Zygnematophyceae, Desmidiales, Closteriaceae.